AACGGUCUCUAACAGAUUCAUGUGCGCUUACUAUCAUGACGGUCAAGUACCUGGCGCACGAGUACAUCCUUCGGCAGGGCACAAAGUAUCACGCCGUGAAGCGCUUGCUACACUCAUUGGAGGUCGCGCGAAACAAUCUUCUUCAAUGCUCAGCGUCGUACCCGAUUCUCUGCCUAGCGAAUGUCUCGCCGCAGAGCGUGUCCUGAGUACUUUUACAGGAAGAGUCAUCACAGGUCCCACGAAGCCUGCAGUAACAAAAGAAAUACCCCUGUCGCUCCUUCAAGAAGCACAGGGUCUCAUCCUGUUUUCUGCAAUCAGAACAGGGCUUUCGCUUGUGUCGCCCAUGGUGGGUCAUGGUGUCCUUGUGGCGCGAUUGCCUGGUAGUCGUUGGUCAUGUCCUGCUUCCCUCAACAUUCAAACUGUGGGUGGCCUUGGCCUGGGUGUGGACACAAUUGACUGUGUUCUCAUCCUGCGAACACGUCAAGCAGUAGACUUGUUUGCUCCAGGGAAAUGUAUCCUGGGAGAUCAACUACCCGUCAAGCAAGGUCCUGAAGGUGCGCAUGCAGUGGUGCCAUACUCCCCUGAGCGAGUUCCUAUCUUGGGAUAUGCCAAAUCACGGGGCCUAUUCUUGGGUAAAGCAAACUUGUUCAAGGGACUACAACUUCGUCACCGAGAAGCAGAAGAUUCAAAAUUUUAUGGUUGCUAUGCGCCAUGCUCUGAAUUGAUUACUGGUCACGUCCAGAGUCAGGCUGUAUCGUUGGCGAGCUUUAUGGGACUUGUGGAUGCAGUGACUCGACGACAAGGUCCACCUGGGGGUAUGCAUACGCUUCAUGCUGCAAAUGUACCACCGAGUCAGCCUAUGCGAUCUUCUUACACAAAUCCAGCUUUGCCCAGCAGGUCAUAUUCAGGUAUGGCCAACACGGAUUCAUUAUUUUUUCGGGAUGCUGCUGUCUCUGGGAGACCUGCUCAUCCGUCUCCCGUGACUAGACCUAUGCCUGUGUCUGCGUACCCGGAGUAUGGGAGUCAGAUGGACAAGCUUCUUGAGAUGGGGUUCCGGGACAGGUCUUUGAAUGUUGAAUUGCUGGCUGUGUAUGGUGGCGAUGUUGGGCGUGUUGCUGAGGUGUUGAGGAAGGAGGAGCAGUGUCAUCGAGGACAUGCUGGUGCUGGUGCUGUGUGGAAGUAGAGAGUGU
This is a messenger RNA of Protomyces lactucae-debilis, 1190 nucleotides long. RefSeq lists its product as uncharacterized. NCBI's taxonomy places the organism in Eukaryota, Fungi, Ascomycota, Taphrinomycetes, Taphrinales, Protomycetaceae. The record is from RefSeq and is a predicted model, not a curated record. Gene Ontology annotation, molecular function: phosphatidylinositol binding; protein binding. The transcript has a single exon. The coding region runs from base 20 to 1183 and encodes 387 amino acids.